Capsaspora owczarzaki ATCC 30864 is the source of this 2445-nucleotide messenger RNA. RefSeq lists its product as hypothetical. Gene Ontology annotation, biological process: positive regulation of DNA-templated transcription. Gene Ontology annotation, molecular function: protein binding. NCBI's taxonomy places the organism in Eukaryota, Filasterea, Ministeriida, Capsasporidae. The record is from RefSeq and is a predicted model, not a curated record. Gene Ontology annotation, cellular component: mediator complex. The transcript is spliced from 14 exons. Bases 1 to 2445 code for a protein of 814 amino acids.
AUGCGAGACGAGACGAUCGUCUACGACGUUGCGUGGAGCGCACUCCAACCCCAACUGCUGCACGCAUCAUUACAACCAGUGCACUCGAUCAGCACCCCGACCACAGGCAGCAGCGGCAGUGCGGGGUCGCGUCGACCGGAUGCCCGGCAGCUCCGUCAAGAGCUCACCGCUCAGCCAGCCUACCAAUGCAUUGACUGGUCGGCGCGCAAUCUGAUCGCCUUCGCGACGUGCAGCCGCGUGCUGCCUCUCGCAACGACCUUGCAGUCAGUCGCGGGAACCGGCGCUGGAGCAUCGCUGCCGACGGGAUCUGCUGGCGUGGCAGGUGGUCCACCCGCGAGCAUGAAUACUGUGACUGCUGGUCCAAGCUCAGCCGCGAAUCAAGCCAAUCCGAAUCCAACGCAGUCCACCAGCAGUGCGGCUGGCACUGCUCCGUCAGUGCAGGAGGCCUCGGGCGAGAUGCGCUUGCACACAAUUCAUAUCAUGGACCCAAACACGCCGUGGGCAAUGUGCUCGCUCGCUCAGGAACACCACACCAGACCGAUCAAGACGCUCAAGUGGAGCGGCAGCGGGUUUCAGCUCAUCUCGAUUGAUGAUGGCGGAACGCUGUGUCUCUGGCGAAUGCGAUCGCAUCUUGCGAACGAGUGGUACUGCGAGCACACCCAAUCCUAUGGCACGGACGAGUCGGUUGUUGCUGCCGUUUGGCUCGAGAAUGGGCUGGUGCGAAAAGUUUUCACACUCGUUCUCAACCGUGCCACUCGGCGCUCCAAGUACCAGCUGGCUCCUUUUAACGUCGAGCGGGAAGAGUCAUCAGGCGCUGAGGAUCAAAGCAGCGUUGUAAUUUCUAGGUGGGAGGUCAACGACACACCAAGGCCCGUUCAUGCUGUCUUUUCUCGACACAUGCAAACCUCAGCGACCAGCUUACCAAGUCCUGCUCCUGAUUGGCAGUGCCGAAAGCGCUUGCAAUGGACUGGCGCCUACGUGACCUCUUUGACCAUCGGCGCAAAUCUAUCCGUCGUUGCUGCUACAGCCGAUGGCGAGGCACAUUUCUUUGAUUGCUCGAACCUUGCAAAAAGACCUUCAAAGUCGUUACAAUCAUCAGAGUCAUCGAAACGGCCUUUGGACGAGCACAUUGCGACCCACAGAUGCGCAAUAGCGUCCCUAAAUUCCCUCGAGUCUGUUCGCAUCCUGGCCGACCCUUCGUCGUUUUGUCUGACAACGCCUGCGCUCACGCAUCAACUCUUGAGGCUUCAGUUUGAGUUUUGCAUCUUCUCUGGCAGAGAAAGCUGGGAUGUGUUGCUUUGCUUGCGGUACUUGUUGCGCGAUCCGACGUAUGGUCCAGACAUUGUCGACCGCUUGUACGAAUCGAUUCUGCAAGGCUUGCAGGCCUUGCCAUCAACACAAAAGCAACUGUACCUGCUUCGAGGCUUUGCAGUCCUGAUUGCAAUUACAAAAUGCGUGCCUGCGCGUGCCUUACGCUUCAACGACUACGAGCUUCCAGCAACCAUUCUGACGGCCUUGCUUCCUUUCGUCGACUGGAUUACUCCUUUUGUGAUUUGCAUUUUCAAGAAUCUCAUGCACGUCGCGCGCAGCCGUGCAGCCACAGAGCUUGUGCAGAGUCAGGACAGCGGAAGCUCGGCGAGCAACACGACCCCGUUUUUGAGCUUUCUCUUUCAGUCCGACGCUGCACAGCUGCUACGCGAGACGCUUGUAUACGCUUCGUUGCUGAAGCACCAGGCAUCCAUCAGCACCUCCAAGGUAAUACAGCAGCACAAUAAUGUUCAGCAGCAGCAACAGCAGCACUCUCAGCCCCAGUACGAGCAGCAGCAGCAGCAAAUCUACGACAGCGCGGCAAGCUUGGGGGCGUUAAACCACGGUGUGGCCCGCGAGUCUUCCGCCACCAUCAAGAAGCUCUUUAAUAUUCUGAGUGAGAUUAGUUUCAAGGCUGCUCGUGAUGCUUCGUUUUCUUGGGGAGACAUUUCCAAUCUCAUCUCGGCACUCGAGGUGCUGCAAAAGCCAGAGUACGAACAGACCCGCCUCAUGCGCUCUCUGCAGCUGAGUUCUACCAGCCGCGGUGUGCUGGGCCAACUUGCGCAUGUCGUGCAUGGCCCGGCGCUGCGCGUCCUUGCAAGAGAUGCCCCAGACACUGCGAUUACGGCCGCCACUCCUGUCGCAUGCCCUGCAUUCCUAUUUGGAAAAGCAACCAAAUCGCUCGUUCCCGGAAUCUUCAACUCGACAGCGGAGGUCGUCCCAGGACGGGAGGUGGACGGAGUGAACUCACCCCACGGCGGCCGUGGCGUCGCGUCACCACCAGCCGAAGUUCCCGGCUCUGUGCUGCUGAGCGAUGUGAUGGAGGGCGAUGCCUUUGACGACGAUACCACCGAUGCGCGCUUUACGGUUCGAUCACGCCGCUCUCGUCCAGAAGACGACCGGGAGCACGGUGACUGA